UCCUCACAAUCCACACUAUUCUUCUUUUUGGAUCUCUUGGAAACUGAAACAUUCGCCAACCAUUUCUCGAGUGAUUACUGCACAACGGCACGCAGCAGCCGGCCAUUUUGUGCCGACGACACCCAGCGAACUCGUCGCAGCAACGUCCUACCACAUGCACCGGGCAGCGCGCGCGGCGGGCGGGAACAUGGCGGCGGUGGCUAGAACGAGCCGGUUCUCGCAGCACCAACGCCGUCAAACACUGUCUCCACCCUGAACGGAGCGGCGGGCAAGGAGGACAUCGAGGCACCCUACUGCCACCGAAGCCGGGGAGUUUCCCACCACUGGUAUCGCCACUAUCGCAUCUGCCCUUCGGAACCACCGCACGCAUCCGAGUUGCCCUGUUUUGCAGACCGCUUCGUCGCCUCAGUUCAGUCUAUCAUUUCUUACAGGAUGUCGGGCUCAGAAUACACUCUGACUGGUUUCAGCGACUUCUUGGAGGGCCGACGCGUCACCUUCGUCGAUCCUCUACCGAGCAUGCGAGUCUGCGGCCUCUGCGACAGGGUGCCUUCCCGCUCACUGCUCCUGUCUUGCGGCCAGGUUUUGUGCGAGCCAUGCAGAAAUCAGAUCAAAGAGCAGGAACCGUGCCCUUUCGACGGCAAGGACUGCUUCGCGGGUAACUUCGUGCCGCAGGAUUACGAGUUGGCCGAGUUGGAUGAGUAUAGAAUUCUGUGCCCCAACAGUGAGGACUGCGCCUUCACCGGUACUCUGUCCACGCUUAUGGAGCACCUCGUCAAUUGCAGCAGCGAAAAGGCAGAAUGUCCGAAGUGCAGCCAGCGCGUCGCUCUCAGUGUCGCCAUUGACCACAGACGAUGUUGCUCGGGAGCCGCUGCUGCAGGACAGGAGGCGAGUACAGCCGUGGCAUACAGUGGCGUCAUCCGAGAGGUACAAGAUAUCAUGGAGGGUCUCGAAACACUGAUACAGCGGGUGCCCGGCGACGUUCUUGACAAGGACUAUGUGACCGAGUACGUCAACUCGAUAGUGAAGCGGAUCACCGUUCUUGAACGUGACAUCACAAAAGGCCAGCAACAUCCGGUGGGCAGCAGCCAAAAGCGAAAGUUGUCCUUAGCCAUGGAACCACCACCGUUCGCUCUGACGCCUUGCCGUGCCGCUUCCAGGCGGAACGUUCACGUCACUAUGUGCUCCUUCGACGUCCAAGGGAAACUGGAAUCGUUGGACUACAACAAAAGCCACAACAUAACGCAUCCUCCAACCGUGCUGGAUGGUUACUUAUUCCGGCUUGAAUGUGUUCUCAAUAGGGAGGAGAACGGGGAAUCUACUGUGCGCUUUAAGUUUUCGCUCGGCGAAGGCAAAUGGGACGGCCGCUUGAUUUGGCCGUUUGCCAGAGUAGUAACAGUCAUCCUCACGCACCCCAAUGAUUCCGAGAGAGACAUCCCGCUACCAGUGUACCUGCCUGAUCACGAGAUGGUAAAGAAGCCGGCGCCUGGCACUUGGAAUCAAGGCAACACUACCGGUACAGUUUCCUGGGAACACGUUGAACUCAAUGGAUUUGUGGAUGGUGGCAGCAUAUACGCGAAUGUGGAGCUCACUUAAACGAGUCAUUCAUUUGCCCUGUUUAUGAUCCCAGAAUUUCGUUAUCUUUCAAAUGGGCAGCAAGGACAAAAGAAAUGGCGUUACCUGCUGCAUGACCUCGAAAGUGGCUUGCCUUUGCCGUGCAGGCUCACUGCUUUAUCAGAAAAAUAGAUGAAGCCUAGCACCGGCAUAAAGCUAUUUACUAAUGCUUUAACCGCACAAAUACUGCAUCUGCCACGAAAUCCAUUCGUAGUGCAUGCC
Molecule: messenger RNA, 1833 nt
Organism: Dermacentor albipictus
Lineage: Eukaryota; Metazoa; Arthropoda; Arachnida; Ixodida; Ixodidae
Molecular function (GO): protein binding
Source: RefSeq, a predicted model, not a curated record